AGCUGAAUGCGUCUCCUCUCCUCUGCAGGAGUCGACCCUGCACUUGGUGCUGAGGCUGCGUGGAGGUGCUAAGAAGAGGAAGAAGAAGUCUUACACCACCCCGAAGAAGAACAAGCACAAGAGGAAGAAGGUCAAGCUCGCUGUGCUCAAAUACUACAAGGUGGACGAAAACGGCAAAAUUCACCGGCUGAGGCGCGAGUGUCCCGCUGACGAGUGCGGCGCCGGCGUCUUCAUGGCGAGCCACUUCGACCGUCACUACUGCGGGAAGUGCUGCCUCACCUACUGCUUCAACAAACCCGAGGACAAGUAGACAGGGACAGACUGAACGGCGCAUGUAAUAAAGACGAAACUGUUUUGACAAAA
This is a messenger RNA of Plectropomus leopardus (leopard coralgrouper), 363 nucleotides long. NCBI's taxonomy places the organism in Eukaryota, Metazoa, Chordata, Actinopteri, Perciformes, Serranidae. The record is from RefSeq and is a predicted model, not a curated record.